Ipomoea triloba (trilobed morning glory) is the source of this 786-nucleotide messenger RNA. RefSeq names its product expansin-like B1. NCBI's taxonomy places the organism in Eukaryota, Viridiplantae, Streptophyta, Magnoliopsida, Solanales, Convolvulaceae. The record is from RefSeq and is a predicted model, not a curated record. Gene Ontology annotation, cellular component: extracellular region. The transcript is spliced from 6 exons. The coding region runs from base 1 to 786 and encodes 261 amino acids.
AUGUGCCUGAUCUGCAAAUUAGUUGGUUCCAGAGCAACCUUCUACAAACAACCUGAUGGCAUGGGAACUCCAGACGGCGCAUGUGGCUAUAAAGAUUACGGAAGAACUGUCAAUGACGGCGCUGUCUGCACUGUGUAUAACAAGCUUUUCAAUAAUGGAGCUGGUUGCGGUUCAUGCCACAACGUAAUAUGCACGAAUAAAGCACUGUGCAACAGCGCAGGAACAAAGGUUGUCACAACUGACAAUGGGGGAAGACCACCUGGAUCAGAUUUCAUUUGUAGCUACCUGGCAUUCACGAAAUUAGCUAGGCCCGGCAAGGAAUCAGAGCUCAUCAAAAAAGGCGUGAUCGACGUAAUAUACGAAAAAGUUCCAUGCAAUUACCCCAAAAAUCUUAUCAUCAAAAUCACUGAUCAGAGCAGCAAUCCUUGGUACCUAGGCUUUGCAGUGCUCAACCAGGGCGACGUCCAAACCGUGGAGGUGUACGAUAUGGGAAGAAAGGCGUGGAUAGCUAUGCGCAGAGUUUACGAUGGUGUUUUUGACCUUUCAAAUCCGCCGGAAGGAGCACUGAAAGUGAGGUUUACAAUAGAGCCCACCAUGGAAGAUCGCAUUCAGCGACUGGAAGCGAUUGUGAUCGAAAUAAACAGCAAAAUUGACAAUCGAUUCCAAACUACGCAGGAUUCAGUCAACAAGCUGUCUGCACAGUUUGGGAGUCUUAGAGGGGAGUUGAUGCAGCUCCUCAGUCUCAAUCAACCAGCUCCUCUAGUAAUGGGUCAGUCACCGGGAUAG